UUCGCGGUCUACACUCCGACAGUUUAACACAUACGUCGGUUCGUUGUUUGCUUCGAAUAAUUUUUUUUUGGAACAGUUAUACUGGAAAGGCCUGCCGGGAUGAAGCUGCACAUCCCCGGGCUGGCGCAUGCGCAGAGCGAGCCCGUGUCGCGCACCACGUGCGAGGACGGCAACAAGGCCCCGGACCGCGAGCAGCGAGCACCCAGAGCACCCAGAGCACCCAGCAAGCACCGCCUCAGGAGGUUCCAGCGCCACUUCAAGCCGCUGGCCCGCGAGCCACUCCUCGGCUGUUCCUACUGUUUAUACGGAGGGGAUAGCAUUCUUCAAGGCCAUCUUUACAUCACGCAGAACUACUUUGCUUUUCAUUCAAACAUCUUAGGAUACGUCACCAAGCUCAUCAUCCCCGCGGCGUCCGUGCAGGACGUGAGCCGAGGGAAGACGGCCAAGAUCAUCCCGAACGCUGUGUUCGUGACGUCGCAAGGCCAGAAGUAUGUGUUCGGUUUCCUGCGCUUCAGGAAAACCACCUACCACCUCAUGUUGGAGGUGUGGAAGAAUGCGUCUGGCUCCACGAACGACAAGGCGCCGGAGCAGCUGCUGGAACCGCCUCGCACGUGGACGUCGCGGCAGCAGACGCAGAUAGACGCCCCCCCGCCGUGGACACCUUCCGACACGACGUCCGCAGGACGACUUCUGCCGCGGGCUCUACCUACACUCAAAGAAAUCGAUGAAGAUUACAUGUCGGACAAUUGCGAUGAAGAUGAAAGUGCCGACAGCACUUCGUCAUUUGUCAGCGAGCCCCCUGAUUCGCCAAAUCCAUCUCAUUGUGCCAAAGGCAAUAACAUUUCCGAAAGCCGCCAGAAGAAGGCGUCGAAGAAUGCAGCGAGCGUGGAGACGUCUGCGUCGCGCGACCAGGCGCCCAGGAGGAGUCUGGGCCUGAAGCUGUCCAUGGGCUUCGCGCUCCUGCUGUGCCUCACCUCCGUCUACCUCAUGCACCGCAUCAGCUGCGUCCGCUCCAGGGCCGCGGGCAGACCGCCCGGCGAGCACAGCGACGACGUGUACCAGAAGAUGUACGAGUGGCAGACACAGCUGCACAAGGAGUCCUCCGGGGCGGUGCAGGAGUUCCUCAGCUCGCACAUGGCCCGACUCUCCAAGGUGAAGCAGUCUUUGGAUGACAUAUCUCUACGCGAAGCAGGCGAAGAGAAAAAUCCAAACAAAUGAAAAAAAUAUUUGUAAAUGAGGCAUUAUUGCUUGGGCAUCCCAAAUAACCAAUGCUCUCUUGAGGAUGAGUCAGAUAACACAAACAUGUUGUAAUGUUUGUCUUGUUCCAUUUUCACGUUAGCUAUUGUUUUAAUUUCAGAGUCAUGUUUUAUGAGAAAAGAAAAUCGUUUGAAACGUAGAUUGUAACUUAAAAGCUAGCAUUAAGGUGGAUUAAAAUGUACUGUAGCUACGGUUGUUCCUAUUAAAAACACCUCACGGAUUAAAUCAAGACUAUGUAUGACCACUUUUGGAGUGAUAAGAAUUGCUUAGUCGCAAAACGCUUUUGGGUGAUUUGCAAUGCUAGAAAAAAUCAGGGUUACUUAAUGCAUAAAUAAUACAUCAUGUUUGAGCUUGAUCAUAAAACUAAUGAGCCUGUCAAAUAAUUUUUAUACUCUAAUUACACUUUAUUAAAUAUGUAAUGCACAUAAAAUUUAAAAAAAAAAUACUAACACAUUUUUGUUCAAAUACAGUAGCGGAAAAUAUAUUUUAAAACAUAA
Bacillus rossius redtenbacheri is the source of this 1754-nucleotide messenger RNA. RefSeq lists its product as uncharacterized. Gene Ontology annotation, molecular function: sterol binding; sterol transfer activity. The transcript is spliced from 9 exons. The coding region runs from base 100 to 1218 and encodes 372 amino acids. Gene Ontology annotation, biological process: intracellular sterol transport. The record is from RefSeq and is a predicted model, not a curated record. Gene Ontology annotation, cellular component: plasma membrane; endoplasmic reticulum-plasma membrane contact site; endoplasmic reticulum membrane. NCBI's taxonomy places the organism in Eukaryota, Metazoa, Arthropoda, Insecta, Phasmatodea, Bacillidae.